Linum trigynum is the source of this 952-nucleotide messenger RNA. Lineage: Eukaryota; Viridiplantae; Streptophyta; Magnoliopsida; Malpighiales; Linaceae. The record is from the annotation of a GenBank genome assembly.
CUCCAUUUACUUUUUGUAUAGCCCAACAUAUUUAUUAUAAUUAUUCCAAAAGUGAUAUUAUCUUACCUACAUUUGAGCUUUUCUGUGGCCGAAUUUACACAUGAGGCACAGGCCCGGCUGGUUUUAGUGGGCUUAAUGACGAAUUUACACAUGGGCUUAAUGAAAUCAAAGUUGGCCCAGAGACGGAUGAACAGAUUGGAAAACAAAUAAUAGUGGAGAUGCGGGGUAUCGAUCCCCGUACCUCUCGCAUGCUAAGCGAGCGCUCUACCAUCUGAGCUACAUCCCCUUUGAUGCUUAUUAAAUGAAAUUUUUUUAUAUAUCAAAAUAUUUAUGGCACCAUAUAUAAAUGCAGAUCCGCAACGCAGGAUUUGGAUUCUCCCUCCUUUCUCAAGUCUCAACUCCACUCCAGUUUGCCCCUGAACAUCUGCAGAUCCGACUGUACAGGAUUAGAACCCGUAGCAUGGUCACGUGCUUCCCUUCCUCGCCCAAGAAACUGGGGAUGACGGCGGCCUUGUUUGCCGCAGCAGCCGCCAUCAUGGGUUACGCGGCGCAUCUCUCCUACGCCAAUGUCGCCCCUCAACAAGCUCGUACUAGAGCUCGGGAUGAGUUCGUUAAGGAACGAAUGAGACAGAGGCAUGGCUAUGGCAAGUGACAGAUGUUUAGCGCAAACAUGUCUUUUUUCUUCUUCUGCACCAGUGAUUCUUUCUCCGUUCUUUUUGCAAGCAGUGUACUGUAUACCAUCUCUAGCUACUUCUGCUUUCUCAGCUGUGAAUGCCACAAAUAUGUUGAACUACAAACUGUGUGUUCCAUCAGUGAACCAUAUAUUAUUUUGGACUCUGGAUCUUUCAUUUUGGAGUUGUGAUGAAGUUUGGAUGAACUGUGUCUAAGCAUGUCAUGUUUACACAUCAUUGGGUAUUCGCGACUAAUCCACCAGUAAAUGGUAAGGCAUGAC